Messenger RNA from Hibiscus syriacus, 821 nucleotides. RefSeq names its product probable ubiquitin-conjugating enzyme E2 16. The record is from RefSeq and is a predicted model, not a curated record. The transcript is spliced from 7 exons. NCBI's taxonomy places the organism in Eukaryota, Viridiplantae, Streptophyta, Magnoliopsida, Malvales, Malvaceae. The coding region runs from base 124 to 609 and encodes 161 amino acids.
CUCUUCCCUUACGUCGUCCAUUGAUAAUUUCAUUUUCUUUCUGAUUUCAAAAACACACUCAAAUACAAAAACAGAGCCCCCAAACUACCAUACCCCCCCCCGGCAAAACGCCACCGUAUAAGCAUGAGCAGCUCAUCCGCUUCCUCUCGCAAGGCACUUAGUAAGAUUGCUUGCAAUCGCCUGCAAAAAGAGCUGGUAGAGUGGCAGGUCAACCCUCCCUCUGGUUUCAAGCACAAAGUCACCGAUAAUUUUCAAAGGUGGGUAAUUGAAGUCAAUGGAGCUGCGGGAACUUUGUACGCCAAUGAGACCUAUCAGCUUCAGGUGGAUUUCCCUGAACAUUACCCUAUGGAAGCCCCUCAGGUGAUAUUUCUUCAACCAGCACCUCUCCAUCCACAUAUUUAUAGCAAUGGCCAUAUUUGUUUAGAUAUCUUAUAUGAUUCAUGGUCCCCAGCCAUGACUGUUAGUUCUAUCUGUAUCAGCAUUCUCUCCAUGCUAUCAAGCGCAACUGCUAAGCAAUGUCCUGAAGACAACGACCGCUAUGUAAAGAACUGUAGAAACGGUCGAUCUCCAAAGCAGACCAGGUGGUGGUUCCAUGAUGACAAAGUUUAAUUGGCAUCGGCAUCUUACUGCAUCUACAAAGUUAAAUGCUCGAUAACUCCUGUAAAUGAUUAUAUGCUGGUAUUUUCGUAAGAGGAAGAGAAAAGACUUUCAUUGUUGACUUGUAAGGAACAAAGCACUCUCAACGAAUGGUGUUUAACUCAUAUGAGAGAUGCUUGGUGCAUUGGAAGCACUGAGCACAUGAAUGAGAAACCAUAUCAUUC